AUGAUUCUAGUCGUUUCAUUUUCACAUCGAAACGACUAUCGCGGACAUCAAGAAACCAGAACCACGUUGACAGAGAUUUCAAAUGGGUUCCAUCGAAGAUUUAUCUUCACAAUGACAAUUCAGGUUUUGGCGACUGUAUCGUGUCUGUUGAUGUGGACUACUCUGUUGGCGAAAUUUGCUAUAAGCGGAGAUGAAAAUCUGAAACAUUCAGCUGUACCAGCUCUGAUUAUUACCUUUUACAUUUAUAAUAUCAAUCACAUCAAGUCUUUCUAUGUUUUAGUAUUCACCUUGAAAGAUUUUCGAGAGAAAUUCAUUGAAACGUGUUCUUCAAUACGUCGACGACGUGCACGUUCAACAACUGAAUAUCACUUUGUUGAAAACACACACACUCGAUUAUCCGAAGAUCAAGAGACACACUUAUAA
Molecule: messenger RNA, 423 nt
Organism: Adineta ricciae
Lineage: Eukaryota; Metazoa; Rotifera; Eurotatoria; Adinetida; Adinetidae
Source: the annotation of a GenBank genome assembly